Molecule: messenger RNA, 5176 nt
Organism: Plutella xylostella (diamondback moth)
Lineage: Eukaryota; Metazoa; Arthropoda; Insecta; Lepidoptera; Plutellidae
Gene: Frl
Product: formin-like protein
Biological process (GO): regulation of cell shape; cortical actin cytoskeleton organization; cell migration
Cellular component (GO): cytosol
Molecular function (GO): actin filament binding; small GTPase binding
Source: RefSeq, a predicted model, not a curated record
UAAGUCAGUUAAAAAAAUCCUUGACGCACAGCGGCCGGCCGCGCGGCUAUGUUUCUGAAAUCUUAUUUUGUUUGUGUUCAUCGCGCUGUUGAGUUUUGUGAGAUUUGUGCAGUAAUGUGACCUGUGGAAUUGCGAUGCAAUAGUGUUUUUCUGUGAUAAAAUGACUUGAUGCUCGUGUAAUACAUGUUUUGUGGUAUACCGAUAGUGAAUCCGUGUAAAAUGGGUUUGAUUACUUCUCGGGAACAAACGAUGUUGGAUGGUCCUGUGGCGCCUUCCAAGAGCCACCAUGCUCGGCAGGCGUCCACCAGGAGCCGCGCGAAGCCCCCCAUGCCCGACCGGGAUGAGCUGGAGAGCAGAUUCGUCAAAGUUUUGGCGUCAAUGGACCUUCCGGCGGACAAGGCGAAGCUGUUACGCAACUACGACCUGGACAAGAAGUGGGAGAUCAUCUGCGACCAGGACAUGGUGCAGGCGAAGGACUCGCCGGGGCACUACCUCAACAAGCUGCGCACCUACCUCGACCCCAAGGCGUCUAGGAGUCAUAGGAAACGGAAAAUGGUCGGCGAUUCAACAUCCACGCAAGUCCUUCGAGAUUUGGAGAUCUCACUUCGAACCAAUCACAUAGAAUGGGUCCGAGAGUUCCUGAACGAGCAGAACCAGGGUCUGGACGUGCUGAUCGACUACCUGAGCUUCCGCCUGAGCAUGAUGCGCCACGAGCAGCGGAUAGCGCUGGCGCGGAGCCAGUCCAGCGAGGGCAUCAACCAAGCCAACACCACAAUGUCGGACUGCAGCGCGCCCACCGACAACGGCCACGCGUCCCUCAACGCCACCUGGAUGCGGCGACCUCGAGCGACCGACAGCGACACGGCGAGCGAGGGCGGCGGCGGCGGCGGCGUCGCGCGGCGGCGGAGUCGACACGCUGCGAGGUUGAAUAUGGGCGCGUCGACCGAUGAUAUUCAUGUGUGCAUUAUGUGCAUGCGCGCUAUUAUGAAUAAUAAGUACGGCUUCAACAUGGUGAUCCAACACCGAGAAGCCAUCAACAGCAUCGCUCUCUCGCUGGUCCACCAUUCGCAGAGGACAAAAGCCCUAGUCCUGGAGCUAUUAGCAGCGAUAUGCCUCGUGAAGGGAGGCCAUCAGAUCAUCCUGUCUGCGUUCGAUAACUUCAAGGAGGUGGUCGGGGAGCCGAGGAGGUUUCACACGCUGAUGGAGCAUUUCAUGAACUACGAUAAUUUCCAUAUUGAGUUUAUGGUGGCGUGCAUGCAGUUCGUGAACAUCAUCGUGCACUCCGUCGAGGACAUGAACUUCCGCGUGCACCUGCAGCACGAGUUCACGUCGCUCCGCCUGGACGAGUACCUGACGCGCCUGCGCCUGUGCGAGAGCGACGACCUGCAGGUGCAGAUAUCCGCGUACCUGGACAACGUGUUCGACGUGGCGGCGCUGAUGGAGGACAGCGAGACCAAGACCGCCGCGCUCGAGAAGGUCAACGAACUGGAGGACGAGCUCGGACAUGCGCACGAGCGGCUGGCGGCUAUAGAGCGCGAGGCCAUCGCGAAACUAGCCACUCUCGAGUCGGAGCUGGCGCAGGUGAAGCACGAGCGCGACCAGCUCGCCGAGGCGAGGAGACAGGUCGUGGAGGAGGUAUCAACCCUACGGAGGGCCCAACAAGACUCGCGCAACCGGCAGUCCAUGCUGGAGUCCAAGGUGCAGGAGCUGGAGACGCUCACCAAGUCGCUGCCACGAGGCGCCUCCAUGGGAGCAAUAUCCUCCAUCUGCAACGGAAACGGAACCACCAACGGCACCACAACCACCAACGGACCAGCCACCCCUACAAAAACCUCCACCCACCACACAAACAGCCUUCCCAACGGCGACCACAAACCCGCCCCUACUCCGCCAGCUAAACCCACCCCGCCCCCCGCGCCCCCUCCGUUAGCACCCCCGCCGCCGCCGUUAGCGCCCCCGCCUCCUCCGUUAGCGCCCCCAGCACCGCCCGCCCCCGGACUCAUGAUGCCCCCUAUGCACACCGACGCGAUGACGAUAAAGAGGAAGGUGGACACGAAGUAUAAACUGCCGACGCUUAAUUGGAUAGCCCUGAAGCCUACUCAGGUCCGCGGCACAAUAUUCAACGAGCUCGACGAGGAGCGGCCGCGCGCGCGCAUCAACUUCGCCGAGUUCGAGGAGACCUUCCGCAUCGGGGGAGCCCCCGCCCCCGCCCCCGACCCCCUCGCCAGCUACCCCUCCAAGCGGUUCCGGAAACACGAUACCACGUCGCUGUUGGAUCAUACCAGGCUUAGGAAUAUAGCAAUCUCAAGAAGAAAACUGGACACGCCCGUCGAGAAAGUGAUCGCGGCCGUCAACAACCUCGACCUCAAACAGUUGCCGCUAGAGAGCGUCGAGAUCCUGCAACGCAUGGUGCCCACUGAAGCAGAACAAAAGGCUUACAAGGAAUACGUGGCGGAGAAGAAACCCAUCAACCAACUCACAGAGGAAGAUAAAUUCCUCCUACAACUCACCAAAGUGGAAAGAAUAUCGGCGAAGCUAUCCAUAAUGAGUUACAUGGGCAAUUUCUUCGAUAAUAUCCACUUGAUUACGCCGCAAAUCCACGCGAUUAUAUCCGGGUCGUCGUCUGUUAAAUCAUCGCAAAAGUUAAGGAAUGUUCUAGAGAUAAUUCUGGCUUUUGGCAACUACAUGAAUAGUAGUAAGCGCGGGCCGGCCUACGGGUUCAAAUUACAGUCGUUGGAUACACUCAUGGAUACGAAGUCGACGGACAAGAGGGUGUCGCUACUGCAUUAUAUCGUGGGGACGAUUCGGCAGAACUUUCCCGAGUUGAUCAACUUUGACGCUGAACUGCUUUAUAUUGAUAAGGCUGCUCAAGUGUCCCUAGAGAACGUGGUGUGCGACGUGUCAGAACUAGAACGCGGGAUGGAGGCGGUGCGGCGCGAGGCCGAACUGCGCGGCCACAGCGUGGUGCUGCGGGACUUCACGCACAACGCACAGGACAAGCUGCGCCGCCUGCGCACCGAGACCAAGCACGCGCAGGACUCGUUCGCGUCCUGCGUGGAGUACUUCGGCGAGGAGGCGCCGCGCGGGGCCGACGCCAACGCCUUCUUCUCACUGUUGGUGAGAUUCACCAGGGCCUUCAAGCAAGCGGACAUGGAGAACGAGCAGCGGCGGCGGCUGGAGGCGGCCAACAACGCCGAGCAGGACCCCGCCAAGAGCAAACACUCGCAGAAGAAACAACAGGAGGCCGUCAUCAACGAGCUGAAAACGAAAUCGCAAGUCGGCGAGAAAAAACUCCUCCACCAAGACGAAGUUUACAACGGAGCGCUAGAGGACAUCCUGCACGGACUGCGCAGCGAGCCGUACCGCCGAGCAGACGCCGUGCGCCGCUCCCACCGCCGCCGCAUCAACUCGCACCGCCUCUCCAAGGGACUCGACGAACUGGACGUAUGAUACGAACCCCCCUCCGGCCAAACACCGGAAAAACAAAGGAGGAAAGACCUGGAAAUGGUGCACACCAAACACUCGCUGUCGCUGCACAAAAUAGCGGAGCCGGAUGACGAGUUCAAAGGUUGUACAACUAAGCACAAGUCUAGGAGCAGUUAUAGGGUCGCCCCGGUUGAGUGCGAGGUGGAGGGCGGCUGUGAAUUGAUCAAGUCCACCUAUGACGUCAUUACGAAGUAUACCCGAGCCGUCUUCGACAAGCAAAGCGAAACCGUCGUCUAAUGUGCCUCAUUUUUGUGUCGGCACGUUUUACACUCGUGUUUUGAAACUGCAGUGUAAAAUGUGUAUCGAUGAAUUUUUACGCCUAUUUAUUCAUUCCACGCCUAUAACGCACACUAUUUUGCUAAAAAUUAUAUACAAUUACUUUUUUUUACAAAAGCUUUUGGAAUUAUUAAUGAAUAUACUAUAGUCCCGCUAGAUAAGUAUUAUGGCCUUGGUAAUAAUAGACGCACACGUUCGAACGUAAUUUUUAAAAUUUAAGCGUAGGUUUAAUAUUGUAUCAGUGUCCUUACUGCAUUUAAACAAUACAAAGUGUCUUUCAUAUAAACGAAGUAGAGUAAAAUUAUAACGCAUUUAUACAUUUCUAUGGUAUUAUUAUUGGUAUGAUAAUAAAAAUUGUGAUGUCUAUACAAAUUAAUAAGAAAACGAAUACCGACCAUGACGCAUACAUUGCCACUAAGUAUAAAAAUUGCAUAGGUUAAGUUUUGAAUGAUCUGUUAGCAUUUAAAAAUACCGGAACAAAAUGAAGCACAGCUAUGCACAAUGAUAAAAUUUUACCGUUAUUCAUUUCAGUUUUGCAUCUUUUGGUUUAUUAUAUUCAGUUGUAAAUAUUUUCGAAUAAAAUUUUAUGUCUGUUGCAUUUUGUAAUGCAUACAUUAUUUCUAUAUUACUAUGUAAAUAUAUUUUAUAUAAUAUCUAUGGUAAACUCUCAAGAUGCUUGAGGCAACAUUUGUAAAAUAAUUUUUAAGUGUAUAAAGCAAUAAGAAGUGAUAUAGGUUUUACAUUGUAUCCGGAUUUUGUACUGUUAUGGAAUGUAUAAUUUUUAUAUGAUGAUAUUUAAUUUGAAUUUUUAAUAUAUUUUAAUUUGGUUUUAUCAGAUUUAUUACUGAACUUGAAAAUGUUUUAUGUAGGUGCUAAUUACGCUACCACCGUUUUACUUACUUUAAAAAGACAGCAUAUAAUACGAGGUUCUCUCUCAAACUGUACAAAAUAACAAUAAUGCAGGAAAACUACAAUAUUUUCUGUCUGUACUAAGCUGCACAUUAUUGUAUUAUAUUAUGUUCUUUUACAUAAAUAAUAUUCUUUAAUAUAAAGAUAUUUUUACACUAGUAUAAGAAAAUGCAGGUUUGUUACUUUUCUACCAAGCUUUCUUAAAGCAUGGUGGAAUAAAGAGAGGGAAUUAAUUGAUGAAGGAAUUUUGAAUAAUCCAAACUAUUGUGUAAAAGUGUCUUUAUGAAACUUUGUAAGAUUCAUGUAUAGUAAGUUAUGUUUUGAAAGUUAAUAAGUAUUUAAGUUUUGUAGAUUAUCUAAUGACGUUUUGUGUAUAGUGUAUGUGAUUGAUUUAAUAUUACAAUAAAGUUCGAAGGUAUAAUGUAAUCAGUUAUGUUACGAUAUUGCAUGUAUGUUAGCAUUAGAACAGUAUUCAGUGAUGCAAUAAACCAUUCAUAAUCAGAAA